GGCCUUUCUAUGGCGGGAGCAGCUGGUGGCUCUUUUACUGCUGUGCAGGCCGCGGCACUGACCGCGUCUGGCCCACCUGGGUGCCCGGACGCAAGGGGAGAUGGGAGAUGGGAGUACAGACCCAAAGUAAGUGUCUUUCCUGGUUCUUGCUCUGACAUUAGAGAGAAAGAGAGCACCGAAGUCUCGCUAACUAAUAAAGUUUUGCAAAGCUUGCAUCGACCAGGACGUGAGUUUAUUCAUAUGAAGUGUCGUGUUAAUCUUUUCCUGCAGGCUUCGAGGGAUUGGAAGUGGUAAGAAGGAAGGGUCCUGGCUUUGGUUACUCUGGCAGCGCCGGCUAGAAGACCUUAUCUUUGUGUUUAUCAAGAACUUUUCAAUAACGUGGUACAUCUUAGCUGCCUUACCGUUCUGCGUGCCUUGUUGUGGAGGAGAAGCCCAGGAUGCCUGGAUGAUGCCUAAAACACAACCCUUUCCCAGUGUCUGACCCAGAGACCAAGUCCUGAUCAAAAUUCGCCUUUGGAAGUGCUCUGUAGAACUCUGGUGGGAAAGGCCCCUAUUGAAUUGUUCUGACAAGUCAUGCUACAAAUCAAAGCCAGAGGAAAGGUCGUGUAGAUACUUGAGAGCCAAGCCCAAGGCUCUCCUUUUCCGGAUGUAUUGUCAGUAGGAAUUGGGUCACUUUAGGUAGAUUAUGUGGAAUCCUACCCUUUCUUUCCUUAACUGUUAAUGCUAUCAGCAUUUACCCUGGUCCUGUGGCUAAACUCCAGGCUAAUGUAAAUCUCAUCUAUGCCCAUAAUGAAGCAAGAGAUGAUGAACAUACGUGUCAUGGUCAUCACGGUGCUCCUACGACUUGGCCUGGCAGGUCAUGCCCUUCCACGGCAUCCCUUUAUCACAUCAAUACAAAGGGCCGUUACUGCUGCAAACUUAACAGAUUGCUGGGUCUGUUAUAAAGUGGGUAAUAUGGAAAGUGAGGUUUCCCUGAUCCCCAUUCCAGCUCCACUCUCCCACUGGGUCAACGAAUCCAUAUACGGCGUGUAUUAUUCUUCCUCCUACUCUAAAUACCAGUAUCUGUGGAAAUACACAGGCCGGCCCCUCUCCCCUGAAUAUGGGAAAGGACUGAAAUACAAAGUACAUGUAAGCCGCUCCUUUUACAACUACCAAGUUGCAGGACAUCCACAAUAUCGAAUACAACACCGAGGUCAGUAUCCAUUGUGUAUCCAAAACGACAAUGGAACCGUAUACUUAGGCGAUGUUCCGGAGGAAAGAUGUGCCCAGACCCUGUGGUUUGAUACUGAUGAUGGCACGUGGGAAGUGGACCCUGGAUCCAAUAGCGGAGGAAACCUAAAAUGCGGGAAGACCUCCCUGAUGACAUUUUGGGGAAAAGAAAGCUAUUCCAACUUCACUAUCCUCCCCCUCAAUUAUACCUCUGCCGACUGGGAAAGUGAAACAAAGAACUGUCAUAAUGACACUUUAUAUGUACUUGCUGAAGGGGGAGAGGUUGUCCACACGAGCUUCAAUAUGUCCAGCUGCCCUGGGGAAGGAUCUUUUGUCAACUUUACACUUUUGUACCAGAUGUUUGAGUCUAUACUUUGUGCCUAUAAUGACACCCCUUGGCACCAUUUGACCCGUUUGUGGAAAAACUUUGACAAGCGAUGCCCUUGGUACUUUGAAACAGGUACUCUGAUGAUACAGGGGAAAGAACGGUGGUCACCAAAUUCCACCUGGGCCCAAUAUUCUGGUAACAGGCUUACUCUAUCCCUCACGAGAGUGCCAGGGCUUUAUUUCAUUUGUGGUAAUUAUGCUUAUAAGGCAUUACCUCCAGGGUGGGGAGGAACAUGCACCAUAGCUUAUCUAGUCCCUGAUCUACAGAUACACAAGACCUUGACCUCUACAUCUGUCCCCAACCCCGGGAGCUUCAUUAAUCGGUUUCAUAAGCGGACUACUAAUCUUUUGGCUGAGAAACCCUCAGGAUUCCAUGCUUUUGCUCGAGCCUUGUUUCCGUGGCUUGGGAUUUUGGAAAUUGAGAAGGCAAUAGUGAAUAUGUCCGCAGCUGUGGAAGAAGGUUUCAGUGCCACCCUCGAUGCCAUUUCCAACCUGCGGCUAGAGGUAGACCCCCUGUCUCAGGUGGUGGUUCAGAGUCGGAUGGCAUUAGACGUGAAACGGGCGCAACAAGGAGGAGUUUGUGCAUUUGUCAACACCAUGUGUUGUUUCUAUGUUGAUAAAAAGAACCAGAUAAGUCAGAAUGUUACCAAGUGGAAAAGCUUAAUGAGCACAGACCCUGAGUAGUCCUGGCUUGGUGAGACUCCAAAGGAGCUUGGGAGAAAUGGUGUAGGAUGCAAACAAGAGUGCCCAAGUUUCCAGGGAGGGCCCUAGGAAGUGCCUUCAUGUGGAUAACCUUAGUAGAAACUCGGACUGGUCUCUGUCUAUUGCAGUAUGCUGCCUGUCGGCUGUCAUUGCUGCUACGGUGCUGAACCUUUUAGUACAAGGGCUACCAAAAACCAAACCCAUGUUUGAAGAGUCACUUUCUAGUUAGUGGCUCCCCUACUUAGCUUUGAGUAAUCUUUCCUUUUUCAGCUGGUCCCUGAAGUUACUGACCCAGCUGGUAGGUGAGAUUCUCCCUGGGCUCUUCUGGAUUUCAGGUUGAGAGAUUCUCAAUCAGUUUCUUUGUUAGACUAUAAGCUCCAUGGGAAGGCUGCCAUAUACAUUUUGUAGCUUCCACGACAUUCAGCAGGGCACUCUGUACGUAGUGUCUGCUUAAUAAGUACUGUAUCAAUCCAAUUGUUACUUUUUUUCUGAUGAAAAAUAGUGUAAAGGGACAUACAUUUUCACUUAAAUACUUCUGAAACUUGUAAUGAUUUUAUAAGUAAAAAGUUGUUUUAAAAAUGAAACAUUUUCACUGUUAAUCAAAAGAUCGGAUUUAGAACCAGAAGGGACCUUACAGAAGUCCCUUGUCCAAGUCUGUUGUCCCUUCUCUCCCUUCCCCCACAUCCUCAGUUUUAUAGAGGAGAAACUUGAAAUUAUUUGCCAUAAGGAGUGAACCUGACAGAACCUGAAUUAGAACACAGGUCCUCUGACUCCAAAUGCAAUUAUUUCUUCAGCUUCUUUGCAACCUACUUAAACGUGGGUAGAUGGGGAGCUUUCCAUGGUGUACCUCAGGGAAACUUUUAGUCAAAAUAGAGCGAAUUCCCUUUGUACAUGCUGAAACGUGCUGGCCCCAAGUAUUUCUGAUACAGAAUUUAAUAUGCAGUCUUUUAGAGAGAAUGAUGCCACCAACAUCACUAUCCUCUUUUGAGGUCCCUUAAUCACAACCCUUUGACCAUCAGAUUUCACUGGACAGUCCCUGCAAGGAAUGUUCCCCCUAAGGAAAAAUUCUGUUACGCAGUGAGGUACUGUAAGAGCCAAAACCAAAUAAAUACAAGAUACAAGGAUGAGGAAUUGUA
This is a messenger RNA of Vombatus ursinus (common wombat), 3434 nucleotides long. Its product is annotated as endogenous retroviral envelope protein HEMO-like. NCBI's taxonomy places the organism in Eukaryota, Metazoa, Chordata, Mammalia, Diprotodontia, Vombatidae. The transcript has 3 exons. The record is from RefSeq and is a predicted model, not a curated record. The coding region runs from base 781 to 2280 and encodes 499 amino acids.